AUGGGUAUAAUUUAUGCAUCAGGAAGAAAAAAAAAUCCACCAUGUGUACCAUGUCCUCAUGGUUAUGCACCAGGAAAUCCAGGAACACUUGGUGAAGUACACAAAAAAGUUGAAGAUUUAUAUCCAAGAUGUUUUGAAGGUGUAAGAUUGAAUGUUAAAAAAAGUUUAAGUAGUAAUUUUUCAACCUGUCAUAUGAUAAAAAUAAGUCCAGUUGAACCAACUGGUUAUACAUUUGGUGCAUGUUAUCAAGGUGAUAAAAAAGCAGCACCAAAUGAAAGAUAUCCAGAAAUAAAUGGUACAUUAAGACCAGAUGGACAUUUAGCUGCAACAUGGAUACAUACAUUGGGUUGUCGUUUAAGAAUAAAACAUAUAACACAAAUGUUUAAUGGUAAAUGUUUAACAUCAAAAUCAACAAUGGAAUAUAGACGUGAUGAUAUGACAUUAUCAGCAUCAAUUGAUGAUCCUGAUUUUUUAAAACAAUGUGGAACAAUAUCAUUUUAUUAUCUUCAAGCAUUUACACCAAGAUUAACAAUGGGAAUUGAAGUAUCAGCAAAACGUAGUCCUGAUAUUAUUGGUGGACAACAAAGUCAUGUUGCUGGAGCAUUUAGAUAUUCAACUGGUAUAUGGACAUUAUCAACAACAAUUGGACAUGCUGGAAUUCAUGCAUGUUAUCAUCAUAAAGCAAGUCAACAGUUACAACUUGGUGUUGAAUUACAAACAAAAUUACAAAAACAAGAUUCAACUGGUACAAUUUAUUAUCAAUUUGAUAUUCCUCAUGCUGAUAUGAUAUUCAAGGGAUAUGUUGAUACAACAACAACUGUUGCUGGUGUUUUUGAAAAAAAAUUAUAUCCUGUACCUGGUGCAUCAUUAUUACUGAGCUGUCAAUACAAUCAUAUUCAAGAAAAUCUUCAUGUUGGAAUUGGCCUCAAUGUCGGUUGAUCUCUUCAUCAUUAUAAUAGUAUACUCCCCUCCCAAAAAAAAAAAAGGUCUAAUA
Aphidius gifuensis is the source of this 994-nucleotide messenger RNA. RefSeq names its product mitochondrial import receptor subunit TOM40 homolog 1-like. Gene Ontology annotation, molecular function: transmembrane protein transporter activity. The record is from RefSeq and is a predicted model, not a curated record. Gene Ontology annotation, cellular component: mitochondrial outer membrane; mitochondrial outer membrane translocase complex. Gene Ontology annotation, biological process: protein import into mitochondrial matrix. Bases 1 to 939 code for a protein of 312 amino acids. The transcript has a single exon. NCBI's taxonomy places the organism in Eukaryota, Metazoa, Arthropoda, Insecta, Hymenoptera, Braconidae.